CGAAAAAACACUGAUGCCACCUAUUACUCUUAUCCAAUAUUCAAUGAAGAAAAUUCUGAUUUAAGGAUUACAAUGCUUCAUUUCAAUCUGGAAAACCCUUUUACUUUUAUGGAACAAGAAUUGUUGACAUUAGAACAUGAAAAUAAACGUUAUUCCCCUAAACCCACAGAAAUCGGUCAUAUUCGGGUAACAAUGCAGUAUAAGAUCUCUAAUCCUGAUAAAGAAGAUAACAGUGAUGACUGGAUUUCAUUUGGAUGGACACAAAUACAAUGUUUCACUGAAAAAGAAAACUCCAAAUCUGCCACAGAGACUGAUACAAAGAUUUAUCCUUAUAACUUAUGGGCAAGAGAAGUAAUAAAUCCAGUGGAACAAGGUUUAUGCCCAGAACCAUUACCUGAUCCUACAUGGACACUCACCUACCUUCUGAUACCUUUUAAUCACUUAUUUUACUACUUUUUUCCAACUUCUCUACCGCAGACUGAUAAACAUGAGUCACCCCAACUUUUACAAGGAUCUCGAAUCUCUCUACGUAUUUAUAAUCCAAAGAUUGAGACAGUACCAAAAGCUGUUGAUAAACCUUUAAUCUACAUAACUAGACGAAUUCAAGUCAAAGAAGCGGUUCAUGAAACUUUGGCUGAUAUGAUAGAUGGGGAAUAUCUUGAAGACGAAGAAAAUGAAGAACAAGACGUCAGGGUUAUUGAAGAGGUAAGUCCACCAGCUACUCCACUUGAUGAUCCAUGGGUCGCCUUCAAAAAACCUGCACCCUAUGAGAGACAAAUGAAGCCUUCAUCAACAUCUGAGACUUUUUGUAUCUACAUAGAUCAACUACGCUUCAUGCCAGAUGAUUCUACUAUUUUUAAGGUUACUGGUAGGUUACUAAACACAAAUUACGAUGAAGAAUUGAUUGAUAUUCUAAGUGUACCUGAAGAAUUGCCCAACAAUCAUGAAAACAGUAGAUCGCCAGUGUUUUCAUCAAAUCAACGUUUGAUAGUUAAUCUUGGAAAAAAUAAAAAUUUGGCGCGUAACUCUCUACUAUUUCUUAGGGUAUAUACUCUGACACUGAGAGAUCUUAAUUAUGUUGUUGUGGGUAAUUCUUUGUUAAAAAUCUUCAAUUCAGAUGGUUUGCUUAACAUAGGCGGACAUCAACUACGGCUAAGAUGUGAAGUACCAGCACCUGUUUCCAAAAAUGGUAAUGAAUACAUUUAUGGAGAAAAAGCGUUGGAUAAUAUACCCUACAUUCAUUGCGCAACAAUACUUGUUCGUCUUUUACCAUACACAGAGGAACCAAUACCAGCACCAGAUUACAAACUGAGAUCGUAUCAUUCACAGGAAUCUACACCUACAGAAUUUGAAUGGAUUGUAUACCGUCAGUUUCAAACUCAUGAAAAAAGGAAAAUAGAUAUACGUUCAAUAGUGAAGAUGAUAUUACGACGUGAAAAAGAGUUUGAAGCUUCUAAGGAUCAAGCUGAUUUUUUAAAUCCUGAUUAUUUACAUCGUUAUACACUAAAACGACUCUCUGUGAGACGAAAUUUGACGGGAAUCAAUAUACCAAAUCAAAUGGCUUCAAUCUUUCCAUUUUUCUAUCGUAUUAACGAAGGCUUUCUGUUGAGUUUAAAAAGUGCAAGGGGAUUAGUGGCAAAUAGAGGUGACUUUAUUUUUGCCCUAGCUAAAGUCAUACGUGGUUCUGAGACUAAUUCACUACCUGUGAAUAAAUUCUAUGGUUAUGGAAAUGAUGAUGACUUGUUGUUCGUUAAAGUGAACACUAAAUCUUAUCUUGGAAAUCCUGUAUGGGAAGAUGAACCGAAUCUCACUAAACCAUACUAUGAUUCCAAUGCUUUACUAGUGAUACAAAUAUUUCGAGUACCUCUCAUAUUCACAAUAGGUGGUUCAAUAAAUAUAAGUAAAACAGAUAAUUGGUUCACUGCACAAUUAGCUUCCGAUAUGAAGAGUAAACGACGAUCUUCGAAAUUACGAAAGACACAUCUAAUUGGUUGGUCAUUUGUGCGUCUCUUCGAAUGGGGAUUUCUGAGGAAUGGAACUCAUGAACUAUGUGUACUGAAACCACCAAUUCGUUCACGCACAUUGAGUAAAAUCCAGAAUGAUGAUGGAAAAGCUGCAGCGCUAUGGAGGACGGAUAGUCUUUUACAAAAUACAGUUUUAACCAUUCAUCUGCAAAAUGCACGUUUUCUUGAUUAUGUUGAAGAAAGGAAACCAGAACCACAGCCCAAUUAUUCUCAACUUCAAACUGAUCAACUUGAGAAAAUAAACGAAUUUAAUGAAUCCGAUGAAAAAGUGAAACAGUUGAAUGAAAUAAAUUUAGAUUCAAUGGUGAAGCAUAGAGCUAAAAAUGAUGUUAACUGGCUGGAGGAUAAUCAAGAUGCAGCCGAAAAGCUUUUAACAGAGAUACACGAACUUCUUAAAACACAAGUGGAAGACUGUCCAUCUAAACAAGAAUACAUGCCAUUAUUUGUUACAAGGUUAUAA
This is a messenger RNA of Trichobilharzia regenti, 2484 nucleotides long. NCBI's taxonomy places the organism in Eukaryota, Metazoa, Platyhelminthes, Trematoda, Strigeidida, Schistosomatidae. The record is from the annotation of a GenBank genome assembly.